Molecule: messenger RNA, 1666 nt
Organism: Loxodonta africana (African savanna elephant)
Lineage: Eukaryota; Metazoa; Chordata; Mammalia; Proboscidea; Elephantidae
Gene: TRMT10C
Product: tRNA methyltransferase 10C, mitochondrial RNase P subunit
Exons: 2
Coding region: 173-1429 (418 amino acids)
Biological process (GO): positive regulation of mitochondrial translation; mitochondrial tRNA 5'-end processing
Cellular component (GO): mitochondrion; nucleoplasm; nucleus
Molecular function (GO): tRNA binding
Source: RefSeq, a predicted model, not a curated record
UCCUGCGGCGAGGCCUCUGGAGCGACCCGGCGCGGCCUCUGGAGCGACCCGGCGCGGCCUCUGGAGCGACCCGGCGCGGCCUCUGGAGCGACCCGGCGCGGUUGGAUCUUGUAGCCUGGGGGAUUCGUGCACUUUCCGCCGACGGGAGCUGUUCUCUCUGGGGUUUUCUUAUAUGCCUGUUUUUCUCAAAAUGAAUGUUAGUUUCACCUUCUUAAGACCUUUUGCUAGAUUUUUGGUGCCAUUUACCCUUCAGAGGAAGACAAAUGGUGUAUAUUCAACAAUUCUACAGAGAUACAUGUCUUCCAAAAUACCACCUGUGCCCUGUCCUAAUAAGGAGAGUACAUCACCUCCUGAACAGCUGGAAUUGGAUGGGUGGAAAAUUACAAUGAAAUCUAGUGUGCAAGAAGAAGGUGCUUCAACAGCCUCAGACAGCAAAGAUGAAGACCCUGUAGCUGCCACAAGAGAAUUAAUCGAGAUGUGGAGAUUGCUCGGUAGAGAAGUACCAGAACACAUCAGUGAAGAAGAUCUCAAAACCAUUAUGGAAAGUCCUUCUAAAUCAUCUAAAAGGAAAUACUUAAAAUACUUGUAUAUCAAGGAAAAAAUGAAAAAAGCUAGGCAAAUAAAAAAGGAAAUGAAAGCAGCAGCAAAGGAAGAAGCAAAAACAGACAGAACCACUGAGGAAAAUAAACAGCGGGACUUUCUAUUUCUACGGCUUUGGGAUAGGAAUAUCGACAGUGCAAUGGGCUGGAAGGGUGCACAGGCCAUGCAGUUUGGACAACCUUUAGUUUUUGACAUGGUUUAUGAAAAUUAUAUGAAACCAAAAGAACUGCAGAAUGCUGUUUGCCAACUUUUAGAAAGCGAAGGAUGCAACAGAAGAAAUGUUGAUCCUUUCCAUAUUUAUCUCUGCAAUCUUAAGACAGAUGGUGAUUAUUACAGAGAAUUGGUUAAACGUUAUAGAGAGAGAUGGGACAAAUUGCUUUUAACUGCAACAGAAAAGUCUCAUGUAGAUUUAUUCCCAAAGGAGGAUAUUAUCUAUUUAACUGCAGAUUCUCCCAAUGUUAUGACCACUUUUAAGCAUGACAAAAUUUAUAUCAUUGGGUCUUUUGUUGAUAAGAGUAUGCAGCCAGGUGCAUCCCUAGCCAAUGCAAAACGGCUGAAGCUGGCAACAGAAUGCCUUCCAUUAGAUAAAUAUUUACAGUGGGAAACUGGUACGAAAAAUCUCACCUUAGACCAAAUGAUGCGUAUUUUGUUAUGCGUGAAAAACACUGGUAGUUGGGAAGAGGCUCUGAAGUUUGUUCCCAGGAGGAAACAUACUGGCUACCUGGAGAUUUCGCAGUAUUCUCAAGAGUUUCUCAACCAGUUAAAGAAGCCAAAGACUUUUAAUCCAUUUCCAAAAGGCUCCCUAAAUGUAUGCACAAAGAAAAGGUGACUUGAGUGAUAAAGCUCGAUACUUUAAGAAGUAAGUGGAUUGGAAAUAAAGUUCUAUCAGUGUAUUUCUUCCUGAGUGGAAUUUGCUUGGUCUUUCUUUUAAAGGUAGUCUCUCCAAACUAACUGCAGUAUUGCAUCUUUUCCCAAUUAUUUAAAUAUCUGCAAAACUUAGGAAAUAUGUUUUAUUUACUGUUAAAAAAAAAUAAUGUGAAAAAGUAAAAAAAAAAAAGUCCCAAGU